UUCAAGAAAAGCAUGUCCCUGCAAGUCAAGCUAAGGGUAAAAAUGAGCGCCAGUGGUGCCGGAAGAGGAUUUACAUGUUGAGCUCCUCCCUAAACGGAGCUACAGCCUCAGCUGUGGAGGUCGGUUUUCCGCUGCGCCGCGGUGACUCCGUAACACAGGACCUCAUGCUAAACGACAGAAAGUGCAAAGCCACACUGGAACCCAUUGAGAUGCGCCUACGUGUGUAACAGCUGAAAUAUGGCACUAGAACCUCCACCCUGAAGAGCAAACAGUAUCUGCUCAUACAUCAAGAGUCCCAUCGGAGAGGAACUGGUUCGCCCUCUUUGACCCACCCAGUCCAGCGUUCUAGUUCCUGCGGAUACAUCUGUGACACCUACCUCCUCCGCGGGGAAAACUGUGUGAUCCACAACCAUACUAGCUCCCAUCCACCACGCUUUUCUGCUCUUUAGGUUUUUGCCAAACAAAGUUGUGUAGAUAUGACCUCAGAGUGGGGCGAGAAGUCCACAGUGGACCUCAUGAGCAGGUACGUCUCUAAAGAAAUGGGACACGGGGUGCCCAAAGAGGGGUGGAGGAUCUGUCUGGCACAUGAAUUCAAAGAGAAGAGGAAGCCUUUUCAGGCAAAAGAUGUCUCGCUGUCCAAUGUCAUGGAUCACGUCGGCCUCGGAAUCAGAUAUCUUAAAUGGUGGUACAAGAAGACUCAGGUGGAGAAGAAGGCUCCUUUCAUCGAUAUGUUUCGAGCUCUGCCUUUACGGCAAAUAUAUGGUGCUCCUCUUGGCGGUAUCGGAGGCGGUAGCAUCACCAGAGGCUGGAGGGGGGAGUUCUGCAGGUGGCAGCUAAACCCUGGGAUGUACCACUACAAAACUGUCAUAGCCAACCAGUUCACUGUGUGCUUGCGUCGUGGAGGACAAACCGUUUACCAGCAGGUGCUGUCUGUGGAGCGUCCGCCCACGCUGCAAGGCUGGAACUGGGGCUACUGCGGAGAGUACGCCUUCUAUCACGCCUUGUAUCCCCGCGCCUGGACUGUGUACCAGCUGCCGGGCCAGAAUGUCACCCUCACCUGCCGGCAGAUUUCACCCGUCAUCCCUCAUGAUUACCAGGACUCAAGUCUCCCAGUGGCAGUAUUUGUGUGGGACAUAGAGAACAAGAAUGACUACGAUCUAGAUGUCUCCAUUAUGUUCACAAUGGUCAACGGGUCAGGACACAAGGACGACAAGAGUGGCGGCCACUGGAAUGAGCCAUUCCAUCUGGAGAAGAAUGGGGAGGCGGUGUCUGGAAUCCUCCUGCACCACUGCACUACAGUGAACCCUUACACCCUCUGCAUCGCAGCACGGGAGCAGCCUGACAGGGAGGUGAGCCACCAGACGGCUUUCAGUCCAAAAGGAACCUGCAGCGGUUUGUGGAGCGACCUGAUCACUGACGGACGGCUGGACUCUCCCACAGGAUCCAGUUCACCAACACAGAAGGGGGAGAAGGUAGGAGGUGCGUUAGCUGUCGGCUGCUCGGUGCCGGCCCAUAAACUUAACAGCCUGGAGUUCUGCCUGGCCUGGGACAUGCCCAAAAUCACCUUUGGGUCUAGGGAGAGGGAACACGUCAGGAGAUAUGCUCGUUACUUUGGGGCUAAAGGGGAUGCAUCUCCUUCUCUCAGUCAUCACACACUGACACACUACAAACAGUGGGAGAAAGCCAUUGAGGACUGGCAGAAACCCAUAUUACAGGACAGUUCCCUUCCAUCUUGGUACAAGUCAGCUCUGUUUAACGAGCUGUACUUUGUGGCGGACGGAGGAACCGUGUGGGUAGAGCUAUCAGAGGAUGCUGAUGUCAGUGGCGGCGUGCGGACUGAGGAUGGGGGUCUGCCAUCUCAGCCUGCUCUCAUCAAGGAGUACGGUCGUUUUGCUUACCUAGAAGGUCAAGAAUACAGAAUGUACAACACUUAUGACGUGCAUUUCUAUGCCUCCUUUGCUCUUAUCAUGCUGUGGCCCAAACUAGCCUUGAGUGUGCAAUAUGAUAUUGCUGGCACUGUGGUUCAGCAGGAUCCUACAGAGAGGCUCCAUCUGAUGAAUGGCUGUUACUCCCCUGUCAAGACCAAAAACGUGGUGCCUCAUGACAUAGGAGACCCAGAUGAUGAGCCUUGGCAGAGAUUAAACGCCUACCUCAUCCAUGACACUGCAGACUGGAAGGACCUGAACUUAAAGUUUGUCCUGCAGGUUUACAGGGACUUUCAUCUUACCCAGGACAGUCAGUACCUGCUGGAUAUGUGGCCCAUCUGCCAGGCUGUGAUGGAAUCGGAGUUGAAGUUUGACCAGGAUGGAGACGGCCUGAUAGAGAACUCGGGAUAUGCAGAUCAGACAUAUGACGGCUGGUCUGUGUCUGGAGCAAGUGCAUACUGUGGGGGGCUGUGGCUGGCGUCCCUAUGUGUGAUGUGUAAAAUGGCCCGACUGGUGGACCGUGAAGAGGCGUACCAGCGUUACAAGGACCUCCUGGACAGGGGCAGUGCAGCUUUUGAUAAGCUUUUAUGGAACGGGAAGUACUACAACUAUGACAGCAGUGGGAGGGAGCUUUCUAACAGCGUCAUGUCUGAUCAGUGUGCCGGACACUGGUUCCUUAGAGCAUCUGGGCUGGAGGAAGAAGCCUACCAGGCAUUUCCCAAAGAAAAGAUCCGGUGUGCACUGAAAUCUGUUUUUGACUUGAAUGUAAUGAGCUUCUCUGAAGGCCACAUGGGCGCGGUUAAUGGCAUGCGCCCUGAGGGGGUGCCUGACCGCUCCAGUGUCCAAUCAGAUGAGGUCUGGAUCGGAGUUGUAUAUGGCCUGGCGGCUACUAUGAUUCAUGAGGGUAUGUUGGAGGAAGGUAUGCGCACUGCAGAGGGUUGCUACCGGACAGUAUGGGAGAGGCUGGGAAUGGCCUUUCAGACUCCUGAAGCCUACUGCGAGAAGAACAUCUACCGCUCUCUGGCCUACAUGAGGCCCCUUAGUGUUUGGGCCAUGCAGCUCGCUCUUAACACGUCGCAGAGGGAUAACAGUGUUCUGGCUAAAACUGUAGACACUGACUGAACCGAAACAUGAGCCAUCACUUGGUGUGAAAAAAGCCCAGUAGAGAAUCAAAACCAAAUUCAUUUGGGAUUCUCUUCUUAUUAAUGUGUUCUUCUAAUUGUUUAUUAUCUGAUUUGGUCACUGUUAUAAGUAAUAAAAAUCAUAUUUUUAAAGGACUUUUCUCAAGGCACUGCAAAUUGCUUUGCACUUUUUGCGGUUGGGCAUUUCCAAAAUUAAGACUACAUGUAUGCAAGUCAAAAUGUCAACUUUUGUUUUAGCAGCAUAUUGUCACAUUGUGCACUUGUACAUAUGCAAGCACUACAUUUGAUAAUAUACUAAUAGUAUUUGCACAUUUGCAACAUGUCUGUAUGUAAUGUCAGCUUUUGUUCUUACUCUAGUUAAGUUAGAAUGCUGUGUUAAGCGGUAACAUGUGUAAUAAUGAGGUAAUUAAAUGUUUAAAAAAUAUAUACUUUUUUUAUUAAAUAGAAUUUAGUGCCUUUGUGCAUGACAGUUUAGACAUUCAAAAUAAAAAUGUUGCAGCAACACUUUUUAAUAGUCAUGACAAUCGUUAGGAAUAAAGAAUUAAAAAAAUGA
Girardinichthys multiradiatus is the source of this 3620-nucleotide messenger RNA. It is a transcript of the gene gba2, whose product is annotated as glucosidase, beta (bile acid) 2. Gene Ontology annotation, biological process: central nervous system development; glucosylceramide catabolic process; carbohydrate metabolic process. Lineage: Eukaryota; Metazoa; Chordata; Actinopteri; Cyprinodontiformes; Goodeidae. Gene Ontology annotation, cellular component: membrane. The transcript has 18 exons. Gene Ontology annotation, molecular function: glucosylceramidase activity; beta-glucosidase activity. The record is from RefSeq and is a predicted model, not a curated record. The coding region runs from base 477 to 3047 and encodes 856 amino acids.